Messenger RNA from Daktulosphaira vitifoliae (grape phylloxera), 1581 nucleotides. RefSeq names its product THAP domain-containing protein 3-like. NCBI's taxonomy places the organism in Eukaryota, Metazoa, Arthropoda, Insecta, Hemiptera, Phylloxeridae. The transcript is spliced from 3 exons. The record is from RefSeq and is a predicted model, not a curated record. The coding region runs from base 843 to 1316 and encodes 157 amino acids.
AUAGUUCACUUGGCCCGAUAACAAAACGGUGUUUUGAUUAGAAGAAGUGAAAUCAGUGCAACCAUAUGUAUGAACGCAAAAAUUCUUUUAAUUUAUUUCAUUAUUAAAUCUGCUGUAGCAUAAAAAGUAUGAAAUUCCGUAAAUAAACAUGAUUAUUGACAUAACUUAUUUUAAUACAUCAUUCAAUUAAGGUAUUAAACCCAUAAUCCCUUAUUUAUGACUCAAAAUCCCUAAGAAAGUCAUGAAAAUUAAAUAAUUCUCAGUUUUUAUAAUGUAAAUUAUUAACUACUUAAAUUUGACUUGAGCAGUUACAAUUGUUUUUGUUUCUGUACACGAAUACAAAUUAAGGGAUCUAUAGAUGCGGGCUUCCUAUUUUAGUAGGGUCUGAGGUAAAAUUUCUAUAGAAGAAAAAACGAUUUUAAGUAGUAAUUGGAAUCAACUUUAUACGUUAUAAUUAAUAACAUACUAUUCGGCCGGCAAAAUGUAGGGGGUCUAGAUACCUCAAAUACAUUUACUUAUGUAUAUUUGUUUACCUAUCCCAACCAUGAACCUGUUCUAGUCCUGCACUAGUUAAAAUGUAGGGUGCUAUUGUUCUAGAACAAUAGCACCCUGCGUAAGUGUCAUCUAGACUAAGGAGCACAGGUAGAAACCGUUACUCCAAAUCAUCGCUAUUGUUAAUCAAUAUUCCUGCGUCCCCCUAGCGCAUACCUUUCAUGGUGUCUUCGAUACUAUCUAUUUUGUGUACGUUGACACUCGUGUUUUGCUCUUUAGUGUGAUCACAUGUAUCUUAUUUCGUGUUAUAUUUGGUGCUUUCUUUCAAAAUAUCUCACUACCUCACCAGUAUGCGAUGCUCAGUGAAGUUUUGUCCAAGUACAUAUUCCUUCAAGGAUAAAAGCUUUUUUUCUUAUCCUAAAGAAAACGAUUGUUUGAAACUAUGGAUGAAUAAUUGUCAAACUAAUCAUUUGGCAGAGACUUUAUCCAAAAAAAAUAAUCUUGUAGUUUGCGCGGAUCAUUUUGAGGAUAAAAUGUUUUCGAAAAAGACUACAAACAUUUGGCUGGUACAUGAUGCAGUACCUACAAUAUUUAGUGAUAACAUAAUUUUUCAAAGACAGCAGGAAAUCAUAGAACGUUGUUCAAAUUCUGGACCUUCGACUUCCCAAUCAGAGAGUGCAUCGGUUGAUCAAAGUGGUUAUGAAUCUCCUGCAUCAUCAAGUGAUUCGAUCAUUCAAACUCCAUUAUACUUUUCAAAUAAUACUCCAAGGAGGCUGAAAUUGAAGACAAAACUACAAUUUGAAAAACGGAAAAUUAAUGUUUAAUUCAACAUUCUUGUGAAAUAUGUGUGUACGGAAUGGUUUUUUUUUCAUUGAGGACUGUUUUGUUGGGAAAUUCAGAGAUACUUAGUCAUAAUAAUAUUGUGAACAUAAUUUUUUAUAUUAUGUAUUGUUGUAUUAUUUUUACCAAUAUAUAUUUUUUAUUUUUUUAUUUAUUAUGAAUUUAUUACUAAUAUAUUUUUUUAUUCAAUAAAAUAUUAAUUUAAAUAAAUAACAUUUGUUGUUCAAAUUAUUAUACAAUACCUUAUUU